Molecule: messenger RNA, 1515 nt
Organism: Aureobasidium namibiae CBS 147.97
Lineage: Eukaryota; Fungi; Ascomycota; Dothideomycetes; Dothideales; Saccotheciaceae
Product: hydroxymethylglutaryl-CoA synthase
Exons: 5
Coding region: 1-1515 (504 amino acids)
Biological process (GO): acetyl-CoA metabolic process; ergosterol biosynthetic process
Molecular function (GO): hydroxymethylglutaryl-CoA synthase activity
Source: RefSeq, a predicted model, not a curated record
AUGAACUUUCCAGAGACACGUCCUAGGAGGGUCGGUAUCAAAGGCAUAGAGGUGUACUUUCCACCCAAAUUCGUAGACCAAACAGAUCUGGAAGCACAUGAUGGAAUCAGCGCUGGCAAAUAUACCAUCGGCUUGGGACAGAAGCAAAUGAGCUUUUGCGAUGACCGAGAAGAUAUCUACUCUUUCAGUCUGACGGUCGUAUCCUCACUGAUGAAAAAAUACGCCAUCCAGCCAGAAUCUGUUGGCAGACUGGAAGUCGGCACCGAAACUUUGCUGGACAAAUCCCAAUCCGUCAAAUCGGUCUUGAUGCAACUUUUUCGGGACUCUGGAAAUUCUGAAGUCGAAGGUAUUGAUACCAUCAAUGCUUGUUAUGGCGGUACCAGCGCCUUCUUCAACGCGAUUCAAUGGAUAGAGUCGAGCCAUUGGGACGGCAGAGAUGCAAUCGUCGUGGCCGGCGAUAUAGCCAUCUACGACAAAAGUCCGGCUCGUCCGACUGGAGGGGCUGGUGCAGUUGCUCUUUGGAUAGGACCCGAUGCACCAACUGUCUGUGAAUCUGGUCGCAGAGGAUCUUAUAUGCAACACGCAUACGACUUUUACAAACCAAACUUCAACGCUGAAUAUCCCGUUGUGGAUGGGCAUCUCUCAAUCGACUGCUACUUUACAGCUCUUGAUGCGUGCUAUUCGGCGUAUGCCAAACGUGCAUCACUGGCAGACAAGAGAACAGCGGAUCUUCGCAACUCUGAGCUGUCUCUUGAUGACAACAAGCAGCAACUCUCAACGCUCCAGAAGUUUGACUUUAUGUGCUUCCAUUCUCCUAACUGUAAGCUCGUGGCUAAAUCCUUUGCCCGACUGAGCUACCAGGACUUCAAGAACAACCAACAGCAUGACUUACUUGGAGAGCUACGAACCAAGUUCAACCCUCGCGACGUGGCUGAUCCCACCAAGGAUAAAGCGGUGGAGUCCGCCUUCAUGAAGGCCACCUCGGGGUUGUUCUUGCACAUGGUGAAUCCAAGCUUACUGCUUGCACGCUCAUGCGGCAACAUGUACACGGCGAGCCUUUUCGGUGGCUUGGCUAGCUUGAUUGCUUCUGUGGAAAGCGAGGGGCUCCUGAACAAGCGUGUCGGUAUGUUCUCCUAUGGAUCAGGGCUAGCGAGCUCGCUGUUCUCGUUCCGUGUUGUUGGAGAGACGAAACACAUCAGACAGGCGUUAGAUCUUGAGGCCCGCCUUGCCGCCAGGACAAGAUGUACACCAGCAGAUUUUGAGGCCAGCCUCGCCUUGAGGGAAGACGCUUACGGCAAGGCAGAUUUCCUGCCUCGCGGUGAGAGAGCGGGUCUGGGAUCUGGGACUUGGUAUCUCACAAAGGUUGAUGAGCGCUAUCGUCGCACUUAUGAUGUCUAUCACAUACCGCAACAACAAGAUCGAUGUAGGACAAAAAUGCACUUGGAAGUCCAAGUUGCAAGUGCUGGAUCGGGAGCUCUUGAGACGACAUCUUGGCCGCGAGUCAAGUACCAAUAA